AUGAUGAAGACCGAGAGCACCUCCAAGAGCGCCGGCUCCACGCUGCGGAGCCCAUCCCCGCACCGGAACGCGUACGAGGCGGGGAUGCAGGCCCUCAAGCCCGUCAAAGACAACACGUCCAACGGGGACAUGCAGGAGGGCCCCCGUGGGCGCAGGUACGGCUCUAACGUGCACCGUAUCAAGAACAUGUUCCAGCAGAUGCAGACCACCUCCCCAGCAGCGGAGGGGGAGGCGGAGGAGAAGAGCGUGGAGAAGCCUGGGCGUGUGUCUCUGCCCAGAGCCGGCAGUCUCAAUGAGAACGUGGACCACAGUGCUUUGUUGAAACUGGGAUCCACUGUGUCUGAACGCGUCAAUAAGUUUGAUGUGAAACCAGAGAAUGGGCAUGGGCGGGCCUCCUCACCCAGCUACUCCAAGCUGCAGGAGACACGGCGCAUCUUUGAGCAGCAGCAGCUGGAGAAGCAGGAGAAGCUGGUCACCACCAGGGUCCUGCUCAAAUCAGACAAGGGCACAGGUUACCCAGAAGGCAGGCUGGACGUGUCUCGCUUCAAUGGCAGCACAGAGUCUCUGGACAGCCUGGACGCCAGCGAGGCAGUGUCCCCCACAGUGAGCCAGCUCAGCCAAGUGUUUGAGCGAGCAGCAGAACUCCGAAACAACCUGCACCGUUUGUCCUCCACCCCUCCCCUGCCCUCCAGGGGCGUCAGCGCCAAGGUGGGCGUCCUCAACUCCAAACUCAUUACAAAGAGAGCUACAGCCUUUGCAUCCAGUAACAGGGACGAGGAGACAAACAAGGGCCAAGAGGCUUCAGCGAGGGCCUCCAGAGCGAAGGUUCUGCCUCCAUACGACAGCAUCAAUGGAGGCGAAAGUGCAGCUCCUGAACUGCCAGAGCCUCGCAAACAAAAGACUGUGUCAGACGCCGGCGUGGAGGCCAAAGUCCAGGAGGAACGAGAGCCCAACAGCACAACACAACAUGACUCUCAUCUUUCAGAGAACGGAGACGCCUCGCACAGCUCGCCAAAGGACGCUGUGCCCAGGGGGGACGCAGAGGAGGGCGAGGACAGGACGGUGCCCACAGAGCCGUCGGGACAGCAGGCGGUGGACAUCAGCACGUACAGCGCUGUGGGGGACGACUUCGAGGGGAGCCAGGCCGACGAGGACGAGGAGGACGAUCGAUACGAGCCGGAGUCCAGCUGUGUGGAGAUCUGUGGGCUCCCUGCAGAAGAGGAGCCUCCACCGUCCAGGAAGAUCCGCUUCAGCACUGAGCCCAUCAAGGUGUUUGCGACUUACCCCAACGACGACUACGACAGGCGCAACGAGGACGUGGACCCGAUGGCGGCGUCUGCGGAGUACGAGCUGGAGAAGAGGGUGGAGAGGCUGGACCUGUUCCCCGUGGAGCUCGAGAAAGACAGCGACGGCCUCGGCAUCAGCAUCAUCGGGAUGGGAGCGGGGGCAGACAUGGGUUUGGAGAAACUGGGGAUCUUUGUGAAGACCGUGACCGACGGAGGAGCCGCCCACAGAGACAGCAGGAUCCAGGUGAACGAUCUGAUUGUGGAGGUGGAUGGGACCAGUCUGGUGGGAGUGACUCAAAACUUUGCCGCCUCUGUACUCAGGAACACCUCAGGAACCGUCAAGUUUGUGAUUGGUCGGGAGAAGCCGGGGGAGCAGAGCGAAGUGGCCCAGCUCAUCCAGCAGACUCUGGAGCAGGAACGCUGGCAGCGAGAGGUGAUGGAGCAGCGAUACAACCAGUACAUGGACGAGCAGGAGGGCGGAGAAUACGGUACAGAUGAGGAGGAGGAUGAGGAUGAAGAGGGCAGUCCGUCAUAUCCCAGCGCGAUCGAGGUGUUUGACUUAGCCGAAAACGAGGACAUGUCUCCCCUGGAGACCGACCCGGAGAAACUGGCACACAAGUACAAAGAGCUCCAAAUUAAACAUGCCGUGACCCAGGCCGAGAUCCAGCAGCUCAAGAGGAAGCUUCACCACGCGGAGCAGGAGAAGCAGCGGUGGCGCAUGGACAAGGCCCAGCUGGAGCAGACUCUGCAGGAGAACAAGGAGCGCAUGGAGAAGCUGGAGGGGUACUGGAUGGAGGCGCAGAGUCUGUGUCAGGCGGUGGACGAACACCUCAAGGAGACCCAGGCCCAGUACCAGGCCUUGGAGCGCAAGUACAGCAAAGCCAAGCGCCUCAUCAAGGAUUACCAGCAGAAGGAGAUUGAGUAUCUGAAGAAGGAGACUCAGCGUAGUGCACAAGUCGGGGCUGAAGCUUCUCUCCUGAAAGAGGAAUCUGGGCAACUCCAAGAACAGGUGGCGGACCUGGAGUGCCAAGUGGAGGAGCUGAAAUCUGAACCCUUAUAA
Messenger RNA from Knipowitschia caucasica, 2346 nucleotides. NCBI's taxonomy places the organism in Eukaryota, Metazoa, Chordata, Actinopteri, Gobiiformes, Gobiidae. The record is from the annotation of a GenBank genome assembly.